Molecule: messenger RNA, 4464 nt
Organism: Ambispora gerdemannii
Lineage: Eukaryota; Fungi; Glomeromycota; Glomeromycetes; Archaeosporales; Ambisporaceae
Source: the annotation of a GenBank genome assembly
AUGUUUGCUUUGGGAAAUCAUGUCACCCAUAUAUUGCUUGCCGAAUUCGACAUUGACCGAGGUGCUUCUUUAACGCAUCAGUACCCUCAAAUUACUGGAACCGAUGAACACUUAUUAGCUGAACUCAUGCUUCCUGAUGGUGCACAUCUUCGACCUGAGGACUGGACCGUAUUUUUCCUGAAUCAAACAAUUCCAAACAUAGACGACAUUUCGAUCAAUACCACCAAAAGAAUGUCUAGUGACGAUAAAGAAGGUGAUGAAGAGGAUAGACCCUCGUUGUUAUAUGCAUUGAAUCUGGUGCGGACAAAACAUGAUAAAGAGGCAAGGAGAGGUGCUGUCGUUAAAGCAAUGGCAAUUUGUACGAAGCACCAAUUCUUACACAUUUAUAAGCCAAUUUUGCUUUUAGCCCUCGAAAAUUAUUUUCAAGAUCCUUCGAUAAAAUGCCUUGAAUCACUUUACGAGGCUGUCAAUUCAAUGGACGUGUCAUUUAUGCCGCGUUUCUCGCCGCAAGAGAAAGCGAUAUUACGUGCAUCAGAAUCCAAGGAUUUGUUUGAAGAGAAAUUCGUGGAAUUCGAGAAAAAUAAGAAUCGGAUUAGUAAUUAUUCCACGGGAAGUAAUAAUCAAAAUAACAACAACAACAAUAAUCAAGUAGCAGCUGCAACACAGGAAAAUGUAGUAAAAGCCACGGUACCAUUGAGUUCAAACGCUGAAAAUAUGAGUCACGUAGAUACUCCCGAAGAAGAGCGAUUGGCGAGGAUGAGACGUGGCGCGUAUAUUGAUUUGUCAUCUCGUGAACUUUUGCCUAAUCUUAGUAAUGUACAUAAAGAUCGGCAUUUCUAUGAGACAAAAGUCCAUUAUAAUGGAAUCAAUUUGCCAAUUAGAGUUCCUUUGACUGUUAACCCAGAAGAAGUUGGUGAUUUCUCUCUCAUCAAACUCAUCACAACGUUUUCCCCUCCAUCACCCUCACCCAAUACUCACCCAUUUCAUCCUCACCUUGAUACCAGUGGAAAUCAAACACAUCCGAUUAUUCUUUUGGUUAAUGCGUUGUUGACUCAAAAACGCAUAAUAUUUUUGGGCCAAGGACAUCCGUCUGGCGAUGUCGCUAAUUAUGUUUUGGCUGCGUGUGCUAUGGGAAGUGGAAGUGGUGGUGUAUUACGGGGAUUCUCGGAACGUGCAUUUCCGUAUACUAAUUUGACACAAUUAGAUGAUUUGUUAAAAGUACCAGGUUUUAUUGCUGGCGUGACUAAUAGAAUAUUUGAAGACCAUAGUUCAUGGUGGGAUGUAUUAUGCAAUAUAGAUACAGGAAAAAUCACAGUUAGCAAAGAUAUUGUUACUCCAUCUUAUGGCACUAAACAAGACGACCGUCCUGAUGAAGGAGCAAAAUCUCCUUCGAGUAAGAAUGAACCAUGGGGCAGAGAAAAAUGGGAUAUGACUGAUCAUGAAUUCAUGACUGAGGUUAUGCAUGCGAUACAGCAUCAUUAUGGCGAGACAGCAAUUCGCGGAAAAUUCCAAGAGUAUGUCCAACGAUUUGUACGGCUUACCGCUCUCUACGAAAUAGAGACUUUUGGCUCUACCAAAAUAGGAAUAACACCUGCAAAUACAGAUACCAACAAAAUUCUUGGUACUGGUCUUGCUUUUCCGGAUGAAAAUGCAAAAUUACGUGAGGUUGCCGCCAAUAUGAAUCGUAUGGAAGGCUGGAGACAGACAAUUUCUUAUAAAUAUUAUCAACAGGAUUUCCAACAUUAUCUGAAAACACGAAGCAUCAAAUCGUUUGAUGUCUACUUUCAAAUUGCGAAACUUCGGACACUUAAGAAUAUGCAGACGGAGGAAGUGGAGACCUUGUAUAAAGCAUUUGUCGACAGUGUUCAUACAGAUGAACAGAUAAUCGAGUUCUUAUCGUAUUUGCCACAGAAUCAAGGAGGUCUAUUUCCAGUCGGACUUGGAUUAUUCCACCCUUUGAAAUCUGUGCGUGGAUAUACAAUUGAAUUGUUUAAUAGAAUAAAUGAACAUGUGACCGGAAACAAAUUUGUUCAAACCUUAAAUUUUUUCCUCAAAUACGCAUACGAGAGACAACUCACGCUUCAACGCGAACAGCAGCAAAUUGUUAAUAAGAUUGCAGCGCACCAAUACGAUAAUAAUAAAUUCAUUCCUUCUUCGCCGGACAACAAAAACCCGUCGGGAAACAUACCGCCCCCUCCACAGUUAACGGCGGCAUCAUCAGCUAAUGUAUCUAAUGCCAAGAAAGAGGAUGCUGCCUUUUCAGCUGAAGUCCGGAGACUCGUGGAAGAAGGCAAACUGGACAAGGCAUAUAGAAUUGUGCUUCUUAGCCCGAAACAAGUCUUAUCACAAGAAGUUUGGAAUAUAUUGAUUACGGAAUGCGUAAAGGAGGGGAAAGUUUCAAGGGGCUUUCUCUUACUUACAGAGAUGAAACGACGAGGAUUCCUACCCAAUGAAAUACAAACAUACACGAUCCUCUUAAAUGGUAUGGAAAAAAAAUGCACCUUCCCUAAUAACAUAGUCUUCGCUAGCACCGUUAUAGAUAUCAUGGUACUAAACGCGAAUGAGACCUCAAUUUAUCCAAAUACUGCACACGGGAACGCGUUAUUGUCUGCGUGUGAUCGCGAUAUGGGCGAGGAAAAAUUGGAGAUGAACGAUCAAUUGGCUGCUGCAAUGAUUUGUUGUUGUAGGAAUGCAGGGGAAACCACAAAAGGAUAUGAGAUUGUUGAAAAAGUAUAUGGGAUCAAAUUGCACGCGACGCCUGAGAUUGUACCUUCAGAAUAUGAUGUUGAAAUGACUGCGAAAUCACUGGAUAUUAUACUUGGAUUAUUUCACAAAGUUCGUGCUGAAUCAAAAGGACUUCGUUUUUUCAAACGGGCUUUGACUAAGUUUCCAAAAACAAUAGCCCUCGAUAUUCAAAACAUAAAUCUCUUAAUCUUUUUAAAUAUACAAACAAGAAAGUAUCGCGAGGCACUUACCCAAAUUCAGUAUAUUCGUACUCACAAUUUGAAACCCGUUCUACGUACCUAUGAUCUGCUGUUGAACGCUUGCAGACUUGCAGGAAAUUUCAUUGCGGCCAAAAAAUUAAUAGCGGAAAUGCGAGAACGGGGAAUGAAAGCUAAUGCGAUGGUAAUAACAUCGAUACUUACUUGCACUGUAAACCUACCAACGUUAAAGAUUACCGAUUUGUGUUGGGUGUUGGAUCAGAUUGAAGGAUUUGGUUUGGAUAUUUUAUCGCUGAAGAAUCGAUCUUACAAGAUUCCGUUCAAGGUGAAUCCAGUUUUUUUGAGAUCGAUGAUUAGUGCGUACUCUUUGGCUCGGGAUAUGGCUGAUAAACAAUUGUUGGAUGAGAAAUUUGAAAAUUGGACAUUUUUUGAAGAAUUUUAUAGUAAAAAACUGGAAACUUCUUCAAAGCAAGAUAGUUUCUCAAGUUACGAGGAAAAGCCACCAAAAACUUUAAAGGUUUCAGCAAAACAAGAUAAUCUCAUGACUGAUGAAGAAAAACCGUCACGAAAAUUAAAAGGUUGGGUUGGACAUCAAAAUGAUUCCACAAGCGAUAAUGAAAUUUCAGAACCAAGUUCGACUGAUCGCGUAGAUUAUUUGAUUACAGGAGAACGAAAUGUAAAAUUAGUUCGACAAAGAUUUAGGCCUGGGAUUUUUGAUGCAGAAUUUAACGAUAGAGAAAAAUCGAGUCAAUCGAGUCAAGAAUGGCAAUCUGAUCCGACUAACUUCAAAUCACACGAGAAAAACUAUGGAGACAGAGGUUAUCGCAAUGAAGAAUCGAACGAUACGGAAGAUAGGUUCGCACAGAAGUCAAAAGCAGAAAAAUCGCUAAAAUAUCAAGAAGAUGAAGAAGAAUUUCUGGAUAGAUCAAACAUAAAAGAAAGAGCGAAACCUAAAUAUAAUGAAAUAGGAGGAUCAAAAACAGACGCAAGAUAUCGUGGAAAUUCAUGGUCUAACUCAAGUUUUGAAAGACAAGAAAAGCCAAGAUAUUCAGGAUAUAAUGAUCGUGAUGAUAAUAAAUAUUCAAGAUUUGCAACAAGAGAUAGACCCGAAUUUAAUAUAAAAUCAGCAGAGCAAAGACCGAGAUAUUAUGAGCAAGAACAGGAAUAUUCUAGACCAAGGUUUCGCGAAAUAGAAAACAAUAAAGGAAAAUAUAGACAAAAUUAUAGUGUUAGUAAUAGUAUUGAGCAAUUUAGAUCAUCAGGUGUAGAGGAAAAUAAUUAUGAAGACUAUCGUAAAUUUUAUUCCCCGUCAAGCUAUGAAGUAAAAAAAAGACAAUUUCCUAGAAUAAUGUCUGAGGAAAGUCAGCCAAAUUCACGGAAUCGAAAAAGCAGUGAUGGUGGUAGCUUCCGUGAUACUUCACUACGGCAGCCACCACCACGAUUUAGUAAUAGUAUUAGAAGUAAUAGCGGCAGAUCUGAUUAUAAUGAACGGCCUCAAAGAUCAUCUUUCAGACGUAAUUAA